AUGCCAGCCACCCAAGGAGACGGCCCCGAGAAGUUCAAGGAGCUGGCACCACCCCCGGCGAAACUCUGCCGGAGGAGUGGCCAGUUCACCGUCCCGGAUCUCCACCCCGGCACGCUCGACUCCCUGCUUGCCCUCAGCGACGACCUCGUCAAGUCCAACAUCUUCAUCGAGGGCGUCUCGCAGAAGAUCCGCCGGCAGAUCGAGGACCUGGAGCGCGCCGGAGGGGUCGAGCCCGGCACCCUCACCGUCGACGGCGUCCCCGUGGACAGCUAUCUCACCAGGUUCGUGUGGGACAAGGGCAAGUACCCCGUCAACGCCCCGCUCAAGGAGACUGUCGCCAGCAUCCAAUCCCAGGUCAAUGUGCUCUGUUUCCUGAACAUGUAUAUCCUUUCAAGUUCACUAAUGUGGUUACCACCACGACACACGUCCCUCCAAGGACCAAGGGUGGGCAUGAUCUUCUACAAGUUUUCGGUGAUGUGCGUCGUGAAGCGGGACGGGCAGACAGAGACGGUGCACUUCGACAAGAUCACGAUGCGGCUCAAGAAACUCAGCUAUGGGCUCAACCAGGAGCACUGUGACCCCGUGCUCGUCGCGCAGAAGCUCGCGGCGAGGAUUGCUGUGUCCAACCGACCGCCAAGUGGAAAUAGUCUAUGUGGCGCUCGUAAAUAG
This is a messenger RNA of Aegilops tauschii subsp. strangulata, 669 nucleotides long. Lineage: Eukaryota; Viridiplantae; Streptophyta; Magnoliopsida; Poales; Poaceae. The record is from RefSeq and is a predicted model, not a curated record.